AUGCCACGCGUAUCGAAACAAAAAGAUCCAAAUGCACCCAAACGGCCAUUGUCUGCGUUUUUCAUUUUCUCACAAGAUGAACGACCAAAAGUCAAAUCUCAAAAUGCUUCAUUAUCCGUAGCUGAUGUUGCUAAAGUUAUCGGAGAAAAAUGGCGUUCGGCACCCGAAGAUCUAAAACGUCGAUAUGAAAAAGCGGCUAAGGAAGCGAAAGAACGCUAUGAACAGGAAUUAGAAGCAUACAAAAAAACAGCUUCGUAUGCACAAUCACUGCAACAACAACCAAAAGCUCGCGCUUAA
Messenger RNA from Adineta ricciae, 297 nucleotides. NCBI's taxonomy places the organism in Eukaryota, Metazoa, Rotifera, Eurotatoria, Adinetida, Adinetidae. The record is from the annotation of a GenBank genome assembly.